This is a messenger RNA of Colletotrichum destructivum, 1438 nucleotides long. RefSeq lists its product as uncharacterized. The record is from RefSeq and is a predicted model, not a curated record. The coding region runs from base 112 to 1437 and encodes 441 amino acids. Lineage: Eukaryota; Fungi; Ascomycota; Sordariomycetes; Glomerellales; Glomerellaceae. The transcript has 6 exons.
GAGAAGUAGAUCGCCUUAAAACCCCCCCGUGUUCAGGUUCGUUCGAGAGAUGUGCGUGUGCGCGACCCCGACCGGUACAUUCCCAAGCCUCAACGAAGAGCGGCAAAACCAAUGAUUGCGGUCACGGCAGUGACGGCAGUGACGAGAACAACGACGACAUGGGCGAAUAAGCGGGCGUACCUCACAGAGGACACGAACAACACGAACAUCAGCUUCUUCAACUUCGCCACGUACGAACUACUGUACGUCGUCGUGCCGCUCAUGACCUUCCUCGAUCUGUUGACGCUGUCUUUACGACUUGCGUCUCUGCGGGAUCGUCGGGCACGGCCCCAAGCCGAUGACUAUUCGGCCAUGCUGGCUUCUCUGUUCGCUACUGCGACAGGAGUCAUUGUCCUGUACGGAGCCGUCAAGCGUGUCACCGGUCGACACGAUUGGGACCCAUGGCCUCCGCCAGAAGGGCCCUGGCCGAAGAGCGACUACUCGUGGGAUACCAAGGACACCGACCAUCCAGUGUUCGGCUGGCUAUACCAAAUCCACCUCAAGGUCAACUAUGCCCUCAACUGCAUUCAAGGUGUCGGCAUUGGUGUCGUUCGACUUGCCUUCUUAUUCCUCUUCCGGAAGCUCUUUAGGCACCAAGGGCGCAAAUACAUAAUCCUGAUAGAUGUUCUCAUUGCAUUUGUGGUGGCCUUCAUGCUGGUAUAUACACUGGUCUCUGUCUUCAUGUGCGGCAUACAUUUCGAAGCGCAGUGGACCAACCACGACACGUCAAAGCAGUACUGCUUCACGUCGAUCACGUACAGCUUUUGGUCCACUGUUGUAACGGCUAUUCUCAACAUGACCGUUUUCCUGGUACCAAUGUACCCACUAUCCAAAAUCACAUCAACGUGUACGCUUGAAGCUGAAAUGACUGUCCAAUCUUGGGGGACGUUGCUGACCCUUGCGCGCUCUUGCAGUGACCAAGGAGAUGAGGACUUACGUGUUGAUUUUGAUUACAUUUACAUCUGGCUACGUGAGCAUGGGGCCGGUGACGGUGAUGCAUUUGGCUGGUCCGGAACGACAACGCUUUGGGCCUACACGGAGCUAUCUAUUGGCGCUGCCGUGUGCAACCUACCGGUGAUAUCCCGUUUUCUCAUGCGAAGGUGGUGGGGCGCGUCCAGGCAGGCCAUAGCACGUACUAUGAGCCAGGUUGUGACGAGGAACCGGAGAGUGGUACGCCGGGAAAACGACAUCGAGUCGUUUGCACUGGAGAGCGGCACUCUGGACAUGGCCGCCGGGACGAGAGGGUCCGUAAACGCGACGAACGACAAGCCAGGACAAGGUGCCACUACCGUGAGGGAGUGCGCACAAAAGAGUGGCUCUAGCAAAGAUAAUUGUAGUUCUGAAGGCACUGGUCACACCCAGAGCCAGGACAGGACUAACACACAAAGUAAUGCGUAAC